This is a messenger RNA of Mercenaria mercenaria, 1499 nucleotides long. RefSeq lists its product as uncharacterized. The record is from RefSeq and is a predicted model, not a curated record. Bases 109 to 597 code for a protein of 162 amino acids. Lineage: Eukaryota; Metazoa; Mollusca; Bivalvia; Venerida; Veneridae. The transcript has 4 exons.
UAACGUUACGUGUUUUAAUUUGGAAAAGACAAAUGCGAUAACGCGAAAAUACACAAAGAUAGAGCUUCAUUUAGUGAUAUUUUAAACGAGUAGUGUACAUAAAAGAAAAUGGCGUACAAACUUUUGUUUGGAAUUCUUACGAUCUUAUGUUUCACAGAAGCGGCGAAUGGGAUAAAGUGUUCGUAUUACGAGUCUGGCAGUUACUGGUCUGACCAGACUACGAAAUAUAUAUAUUGUGACAGCAGCUGUUGCGGUGAUAUGUACAACAGAUAUUGCUGCGAUUUUAGUAACGUUGGACUUAUUAUUGGCAUAAGUAUUGGAUCAAUUCUUCUAGUCGCUACUGUUGUUACAGUGUUUGUUGUUAUUUGUUGUUGCUGUAAGAGGUCUCGGGGACAGCCAGGACAGGUGUUUCAACCAGCAAGUGUAACAACAACAACAAUUCACGGUAUGCAAACAGUUCCGUCAACUGGCUUUGGACAAACUGGAUACAUCAAUGGUGCAUACCCACAACAAAUACAGACAGCAAAUAUGGUUCCUGGUACAGCGCAGAAAUGGCAAGAGCCUCCGCCGGAAUACACCGCCACAAACAAUAUCUAGAGCUAUCGAUGCAUAUGGCGCAACAGUAAUAUUGUGCCUACUUUCAUGUUAUUUGCUUUAUUACCUUCCCUCAUGCGAAUUCCAAACAUUGUAGACCAUUACAUUUCAAAAUAAUUAUGCAUACACAUACUGGUACAGGACACAUAAGAAAGACUUUCUAGAUUGAAAUUACAAUACAGUUUUACUAUUGAUUGUGUAGUGAAAUACAACGACAGUUCGUACUUUGUUUUGUAGAGGAAAUAGAACAUCUUUUUUCAAACUUGCUUUAUCACAAAGUAUAUUAUACUUGUAAUUGUGUGUCCGACAUACUUAUCUAGUAGUAGGUACUUGGAGUAAAAAACCGAAAGGAUACAUUAUUAUCUUGCUUGAAAUAUAGCAUCAUUUUUUUUUUAUUUCUGACAGUUUUAGCUUCAUUACAUGUUUUGUAACACUUUCACCAUGGGAGUACCUAGAAAAAAUAUUCGACUCAACUAUAAUUAUUAUAAUUAUUAUAUUAGAUCUAUUAUUAUUAUUAUACCAGAUCUAUAAUAAUCGUUAUAAAACAAUUAGUUUGCUAUUAUUCUGUAUUAAAUCAUACUAUAUAGAUAAAGUCUGUAUUUGUAGUUAAUUUGUUUUGCAUAUUUAUCCAAUUAAUUUAUUGCAACAGGCUUUUGUUUUACUACGAGAUCUGUCAAUGUACUACAUGAAAUAAAAUGAUUUAUGUUGUAGUUGUUAUUAAUUUGGUUUGUAUUUAAUAGCUUAAGAUUAAGAAAAAUGUUUUAUUCUGCUUUCUACUGUCAAUAAAUAGUACAUCCUAGAACGGAAGUUAUUGUAAGUCAUAUGUGCUGCUUUGUUAAAAAGAUAAUACGAGGGGUGUUCAAAAAGUUUUGAGACUGUAGCAAUAGAAUAAAAACAACAAAAGA